Molecule: messenger RNA, 711 nt
Organism: Ostreococcus lucimarinus CCE9901
Lineage: Eukaryota; Viridiplantae; Chlorophyta; Mamiellophyceae; Mamiellales; Bathycoccaceae
Exons: 1
Coding region: 1-711 (236 amino acids)
Cellular component (GO): cytoplasm; nucleus
Source: RefSeq, a predicted model, not a curated record
AUGGAUCGCGCGACGAGCGAGCGCGACGCGCGGAAGAAGCGCGUGCUGUGCUUGCACGGAUUCGCGCAGGACGCGGCGACGUUUCGAGCGAAGACGGGGGCGAUUCGAAAGGCGCUGAAAUCGAAGUGUGAGUUUGUGUAUUUAGACGGAACGCACGACGUCGCGGGCGCGUUUGAGGCGUCGUCGAGCGAUUUACGAGCGAUGGGGGCGACGGAUGAGGCGUCGGCGUCGCUGGCGUGGUUCUUGAGCGGGGAGAAUAGGGCGAGUGGGGCGACGAAGUCGACGGACGCGGGCUGGACGCGACCGGCGCUGAGCGCCGCGUACGAUGGAUGGGAAGGCAGCGCGGCUUCCAUACGGAAAAUGUGCGCGGAAUGUGGGCCUUUCGAUGGUAUCGUCGGCUUUAGUCAGGGCGCAACCGCAGCGGUCGCCGCUAUAGCGGAUGUGGAGGCGUUGCGGGCGAGCGUGUCGUUCGUCGUCUUGGUCGCCGGCUUCGAGCCGCGCGAUCCGAAUUUCCCUGUUCCCACGACGCCGUUGGCGGUAAAAUCAUUGCACGUGCACGGUGAUAAAGAUAGUUUGGUGACACGCGAGCGCGUGCGAGCGUUGGCCGAUCACUUUGACGCGAAUCGGCGCGAAUUUUGGUUUCACGACGGUUCGCACGGCGUACCGAGCACGCCGCUCGCCAAAUUCGUCAAAUCUUGGAUCGACGCGUAA